This is a messenger RNA of Elaeis guineensis (African oil palm), 691 nucleotides long. RefSeq lists its product as uncharacterized. Lineage: Eukaryota; Viridiplantae; Streptophyta; Magnoliopsida; Arecales; Arecaceae. The record is from RefSeq and is a predicted model, not a curated record.
ACCGUGGAGAGACCAAAACCACCGGCAUCCCAUCCCGGGGUUUCUCCUGUCCCAAUGUUUUAGCCAGCCCCUAUAUAUUUACUCUCCUUCCUCCUUUCUCAUUAAGCUCGGCGAAACAAACAACUUUCCUUCAUCCAUAUCUGCCUAAAAUUCCAAGUAUUCAGAGAGAGAAGACAUGAGCUGUGCAAGCAAGGCUUCUUUGAUCGUGGCAGCGAGCAUGGGGGCAGUGGAAGCGCUCAAAGACCAAGCAGGUCUGUGCCGUUGGAACUAUGCCAUCAGAUCUCUCAACCACCAGGCCAAGAACAGCGUUGGUUCCUUCUCUCAGGCCAGGAGGAUGUCUUCUUCUUCUUCUUCUAACAUUGAGAGGAGGAAAGGAACGGAGGAUGCUGAUGAGAAGGCCAAGCGAUCGGAGGAGGCGCUGAGAAAAGUCAUGUACUUGAGUUGUUGGGGUCCUAAUUAGGACUUCAGAAGCACGGGAUAUCCAAAAAUAUAACUAAUCUGUGUUUGGGCGUCUCUGCAUCCAAUUAUGUGAGAACUUUGUAAAUAUGAGUCUUGAGAAAUACUACAAUUUUUGGAAACGGCCUUCUGUAUUUUUGUUUCCACCGAAAUUGUACUCUGAGGUUUUUUCCACUUGUGUGGUCAUGUGAUCUUUGAAUUUAUAUAUGAAUUUGAAGUCAAUUACAGGACCAAA